Molecule: messenger RNA, 1061 nt
Organism: Melozone crissalis (California towhee)
Lineage: Eukaryota; Metazoa; Chordata; Aves; Passeriformes; Passerellidae
Gene: IFNG
Product: interferon gamma
Exons: 4
Coding region: 1-498 (165 amino acids)
Biological process (GO): immune response
Cellular component (GO): extracellular region
Molecular function (GO): type II interferon receptor binding
Source: RefSeq, a predicted model, not a curated record
AUGGCUUUCCAAAACUACAGCUUGUUUGUUCUGUCUAUCAUCAUGAUUUCUUUUGGACAUGUUGAAAAUAGAUUGAAUCUUCUUCAACUUCAAAAUGAUAUAGACAAACUGAAAGCUGAUUUUAACUCAAGUCAUUCUGAUGUAGCUGAUGGCGGACCUAUUUUUACGGAGAGGCUGAAAAGCUGGACAGAGAGAAAUGAAAAGGAGAUCAUCCUGAGUCAGAUUAUUUCCAUGUACUUGGAAAUGCUUGAAAGCACUGACAGGUCAAAGGAUCAUGUCAGGAACAUAACUGAGGAGCUCUAUACUCUGAAAAAAAGCCUUUCUGAUGGCUCAAAGAAGAUGGAAGAUCUCAAGGACCUGACAAAACUUCGGAUGAGUGACUUGAAAGUUCAGCGCAAGGCUGUAAAUGAGCUGUUCAGCGUCUUACAGAAACUGGGGGAUACCUCAAGUUCUCACAAAAGGAAAAGAAGCCAGUUUCAGAGGCUGUGCAAAUGCUAAUUCCAUCUCAGGAUCUUCUGUACUGAGCUACUGUGCAAAUCUUGUUGGGACAAGAUUUUUUUUAUUUCAAUCUUUUAAUUGAUUUUUUAUACAUUUAUUUAUUAAUAUUUAAGUGUCUUAAGUAAUUAUUUAUAAAGAAAUACUAAUCAAAGUAUUUAUACUCCCUAAUAUUAUAUAAGAAAUGACUUUGUCUUAAAAUCCUGUCUAUUUGUUAUAUGUUGUUGACCUGAAAACAGAGAGUGAGGCAGUGUUUACCUAGUUUCCAUAUGGAAAUCUUGAAAUUACAUUAUAAUGGUACCCAGCUUUCCAUCUGGUGCUGUCUUGAGAGAGGGAUGUUAUGAGAUUAGUCUCAUCUAUUUGGCAUGGAGAUACAAGCACCAGUAUGGGGGAGUUACUCUAUUCAGGAAAAACAUAUUUAUGUCUGCUUACUACUAAACAUAUCUAAAUCCAAAUCAAGCGAGUAGACAUGCCUAAAGAUAAACAAAUGUUGAAGAAAAUUUCUGAACUAGAGGACUAAUGGUUAAUUGCUGGUUACUAUUAUUAUUAUUAUUAUUAUUAUUAUU